Molecule: messenger RNA, 652 nt
Organism: Amphiprion ocellaris (clown anemonefish)
Lineage: Eukaryota; Metazoa; Chordata; Actinopteri; Pomacentridae
Gene: hspb11
Product: heat shock protein, alpha-crystallin-related, b11
Exons: 6
Coding region: 198-605 (135 amino acids)
Biological process (GO): intraciliary transport
Cellular component (GO): centrosome; cilium; intraciliary transport particle B
Source: RefSeq, a predicted model, not a curated record
UUUUUUAACACUCGUUCCCAUUCAAUGCAAGCGAAGAAACCAGAGAAGUGCUACAGGACUCUGCUAAUUUCACAGUGCCCCUCAGGCAGUUGACUUGACUUCUCAUCUGACCCGUUUACCUUUACGUCGACAGUACGAUCCAUGGAUGCUACACCAGACAUCGCCGGACACCACGAUCUUUGUUGUGUGAAUUGCUUAUGAUGAUUGAUUCCACUUUAAGUUCUCUGGGUGCAAAAGUUGUCCUUGCUGCAUCCAGCGAUGAGAACCACCCGCCAGAAAACAUCAUCGACGGAAACACUAGUACGUUUUGGAUGUCCACCGGGAUGUUUCCUCAAGAGUUUGUCAUUCGCUUUGCUGAACCCACGACGGUUGCUACUGUGGCAAUGGACAGCUACAAUGUAAAACAUCUAAAGAUUGAAAAGAAUACGUCACAAAAUGCUUUUCAGUUUGAGCCUGUUACAGAGAAAGAAUUUGAACACACUGAGGGACAUCUUCAGUCAAAUGCUAUUUCACUAAACGGCAGCAGUGCAACUCAUCUUCGUUUUCUCAUCAUCUCCGGAUACGAUCACUUUGUCUCAGUGCACAGAGUGACUGUAAAAAACUGAUGCAUUUAAUUGUAAUUGUUGCAAAUUAAAUCCUUCUAAUGUGCAUA